This is a messenger RNA of Monopterus albus (swamp eel), 1705 nucleotides long. RefSeq names its product ring finger protein 121 (gene rnf121). The record is from RefSeq and is a predicted model, not a curated record. Gene Ontology annotation, cellular component: endoplasmic reticulum membrane; Golgi membrane. The transcript is spliced from 9 exons. Gene Ontology annotation, molecular function: ubiquitin protein ligase activity; metal ion binding. Bases 58 to 1056 code for a protein of 332 amino acids. Lineage: Eukaryota; Metazoa; Chordata; Actinopteri; Synbranchiformes; Synbranchidae. Gene Ontology annotation, biological process: ERAD pathway.
UUCUUUGGUUUGUUGCUAACGCUAAUGGACCCGGAAAGGUAAAGCAACACUCCGAAGAUGGCUGGGGUGUUCGAGGUGGAGGUUGAUGGUGUAGAGCACGACCAUGGACUGGAGCAUCACGAUGAAUCGAAUCGGUUUGAUAUGUCCAAGCUUUCACCAGAAGAGAAGUGGAGGGUGGAGCAUGCAAGAAUGCAUGCUAAACACAAAGGCCAUGAGGCCAUGCAUGCAGAGAUGGUGCUGAUCCUCAUCGUCACCCUAGUCGUCGCACAGCUAGUUCUUGUGCAAUGGAAACAGAGACAUCCAAGGUCAUACAAUCUGGUGACUCUGUUCCAGAUGUGGGUAGUUCCUCUCUACUUUACUACCAAACUUCAUUGGUGGAGGUUCUUGACCACGUGGUUUAUCUUCUCUGUCAUAACAGCAUAUAUCUCCUACCGUGCCACUCGCAAGCCACUGGCCUGCACCACACCCAGGUUGGUAUAUAAGUGGUUCCUCCUCCUCUACAAGAUCAGCUAUGCAAUAGGAAUAGCUGGCUACAGUGUCGUCAUGUUUACACUCUUUGGUAUUAACCUGAUAUUCAGGAUAAAGCCGGAGGAUGCAAUGGACUUUGGUGUUUCGCUGCUGUUCUAUGGUCUUUACUACGGGGUCCUAGGAAGAGACUUUGCAGAGAUGUGUGCAGACUUCAUGGCUUCAACUGUUGGGUUUUACAGUGCUUCUGGCAUGCCAACCAAGCACCUCUCUGAUAGCAUCUGUGCUGUGUGUGGCCAGCCCAUCCUUGUAGAUGUCAGUGAGGAGGGGAUUAUUGAGAACACGUAUAGAUUAACUUGCAACCAUGUGUUCCAUGAAUUCUGCAUAAGAGGCUGGUGUAUUGUUGGAAAGAAGCAGACGUGCCCAUACUGCAAAGAGAAGGUGGAUCUGAAGAGAAUGUUCAGUAACCCCUGGGAGAGGCCACAUGUUAUGUACGGACAACUGUUAGACUGGCUUCGGUACUUGGUGGCCUGGCAACCCGUUAUUAUUGGAUUUGUGCAAGGCAUCAACUAUAUCCUGGGUCUGGAGUGACCCGGGGCCUGGCAAAAAAUGGACACACCAUAUGGAAAAGAUGUGCACCGGCUCAAAAGACUGAGGGCCUAACAACGAACACCAAUAAGAAGUGUCUAUAUGUUUUGUAUAUAUUUAUAGGCACAUAUGAUCUGUAUUUACGGUUUAUUUGCAUUUUAUUAGUAAUCCGAUUUUGGAUGUCUUUGUUUCUCUGGAUUUGCUUUAUACACCAUCACACCUCAGUAAUUGAUUUGUGCAUCAUCUGUCCUAGUAAAUCAGAUCUUACAGUGAUUACAGAGGGGCUUUUUACUAAUUGUCUUAAGUGUUUGUUAAUACAUAGUCAAAGGAUCAUGCUUGAGUCUUUCAUCCUCAUGUCGAUCCCACAUGAGUAAUUAUCAAAUGGAAAUCAGUACUCCUUUUUUGCAUUUGAAAUAUAUUUGAUUUGAUUUAUUUGAUUGAGAUAUGAACCCAGUGAGCAGAAACUUUCCUCUGAAGUCAUUUUACAGCCGCCUCCCUUAAUGUACUCAUAAGGCUGUUUGACCUACUUGACACUGACACUAUAUUUUGAACUUAAUGACCCGAGAGUGUUUCCUAAUCUCUGACCGUCAUACGCCAUGUGAGUGGAGGUUUCAUUCAGCAUCAUGGGGAAUAAAGUGCUUAUCGUACAGUG